Molecule: messenger RNA, 1164 nt
Organism: Zasmidium cellare ATCC 36951
Lineage: Eukaryota; Fungi; Ascomycota; Dothideomycetes; Mycosphaerellales; Mycosphaerellaceae
Exons: 2
Coding region: 1-1164 (387 amino acids)
Source: RefSeq, a predicted model, not a curated record
AUGUCCGGCCCUGAUGUAGUCACCGUGGGCUUCAAGGACGCGACCACGCACCCUUCACGAGGUGGACAAUCGAUAUGCGUGUCCGGCUCAAUCACUGUGAACGCAGCAACGGGGCAUAAUGCUAAACUACCUCAUUCUGCCGUUCCCGGAGACCAGACUGCUCUGACGGCUUUCAUUGUGUCGGCAAGCAUCCAUGCUGGGUCAGCAAAGCCUGCACCAGAGUUCGAAACAGUGCAACAAGACUUCAUUAUCGCUGCAACCCUCUGUGUGCCAGCAGAUGCCGCAAGAGCUGGGAAACCUCCUUCAAUCGUACAACUGUUGACCCAUGGCGUCGGCUUCGACCGAUUCUAUUGGGACUUUGCGCCAGGAUAUAGCUAUGUCGACGCUGCGACUACACAGGCCAACCAUGCGGUGUUCUUUUACGAUCGUCUGGGCGUCGGUGAUAGUCAGCAUCCCGACUCUCUUACCGUGCAAGCUCCAAUCCAGCUCGAGCUAGCACACUCCCUUGUCAACCUCCUCCGCAACGGCACUUUCUCGUCUAAGCCCUUCUCAAAGGUCAUUGGAGUUGGUCAUUCGUUUGGAUCGUCGCUUACCCACUCCCUCAACAUCGACUACCCCAGCCUUCUUGACGCAGCCAUCCUCACAGGCUUCAGCACAAAUGCUACAGCAAGCUCAGGUCUUGCUUUCGCAUUUGCGAGCGACACCACGAUCGCUGCUUUCGCAGACCCCAGGCGAUUUGCCGGGCUCGAAAAUGGCUAUACCUGCCCCCAGACCGAUCAAGGCAUGCAGCUCGACUUCUUCGCGCCCAAUGUGAGCGGUUUCGACCCCGCUAUCGUUGCUCAGGCGGACGCACAGAAAGGGACACAGACAAUCGGAGAGAUGUUGAGCCCGCCCGCCACUCCUAACGGCACUCUCGUUGCUGCGAAUUGGACAAAGCCGAUUGCCGUAAUCAAUGGCGAAAACGACUUCCCGUUCUGCAUGGGAAACUGCAGUCAUCCUACCGACCAGUCGGCCUUGGUCCAAACUAUGUAUUACCCGUCGCUUUCGCCAAAGAACUCCGGGUCUUAUCUAGCACCGAACGCAGGACAUGGUCUGAACUUGCACUUCUCCGCAGCUGCUGCAUACCAGUACAUCCAGAGCUUUCUACUGGAUCAAGGGUUUUAG